CGUAGACAAAUUUACUCCCGGAUUAUGAAUGGUGAAAUUGAUAAAUUAUAUCCAUCUAAGCCAAAAGCCACCUGAUUUAAGUCCGGUCGGAUUACUUUCGUUUCGCCAUUGUUGGAUGUUGUCUGGAUUAUGUUUCCCACCCAUAGAUUUUUGCCUAUGCAAUGAGCUCUGAAGCAAAUCUAGAUUCUUCCAAUUCUAUUAAAUCAGAACCUCAUGCUGCGAAGUCUCAUUCAUCGAAAAUUACCACCAACCAGUUGGAGUAUAUUAAGAAGGAAGUAGUUGGCAGGUUAUUCAAAGAAAAGAUAGUAUGGCCAUUCACAAAACCGGUUGAUCAUCAACGACUAAACCUUCCAGACUAUCCUAAAAUCAUAAAACAUCCUAUGGAUCUAGGGACAAUCAAACAGCGGUUAAAUCUGAAAUUUUAUCACUCCUCUUCAGAAUGUCUCGAUGAUCUCUUUACGAUGUUCAGAAAUUGUUAUAUAUUCAACAAACCGGGAGAUGACGUGGUUGCAAUGGCAAUGAAACUCGAACAGAUUGCAAGAGAACGUCUAAAGUUUAUGCCAACUCCUGAAACGGAAAUUUGUCCUCAAAAAGCUCCUAAGUCUACUCGUCCCCUUACUACUCCCACGCAAGUUCACCCGUCCAUUGAAUCAAUUCAUCCAGUUGCUUCAACUAAUCAUACCGAGGGGCUUAAUGGUUCAGCCGUAUCUGUAGACCAAACUGCGUUACCUUUCAGACCAUCAGUUACAUCAACUUCUAAUAAAAAAGCAAGUAAAAAGAAAAGUGAAUCAGGAAUGGACGAGUUGCCUUCGACCCCUCAGUCAUACGAUGAUCUGUCAAGAGAUCGUCGUCAAAUUAAAAAGCCGAAACGAGAAUAUGAAGAACGUAAUGUUGGAAAGCGUUUACGGCUUUCUGAAGCCUUGAAGGCUUGCAGCAAUAUUCUGAAAGAUAUUUCAUCUCAGAGAUAUCGGGAUCUAAACCAUUUUUUCUUAAAACCAGUGGAUGUAGUAGCCCUUGGACUUCAUGAUUACUAUGAUGUCGUUAAAAAGGCAAUGGAUCUCAGCACCAUAAAGACAAAGCUAGAGAGUGGCCAGUACCACACUAAGUAUGAUUUUGCGGAUGACGUCCGGUUAAUGUUCAACAACUGCUACAAAUAUAAUGGUGAGGAUAGUGAAGUUGCAAGGGUGGGUAAACAACUACAAGCUAUUUUUGAUGAGAACUUCGCGAAAGUCCCAGAUGACGAAUCAGAUACUGCUGCUUCUCCUGACACUCGUCCAGCUGAUCAGAAUAUGUAUCAGCUAAUCCAGAAUGCUAUCAAAGAACAUCAGAAGCUAACAGCUCAAUUUCAACGCUUUAGUGAAGAUUUACAGAAAAGCACGGCGAAUUUGAAUUCUAUUUUAUCUUCCCUGAGUAUGGCUGUCAGGAAAGCACCUGUUGGUCACAACACACCGCAUGUUAAUUCACUUCCUCCGCAAACUGGCGUUUCCACUGUUACGCGUACUGCUAUGAAUGACUUAGAAGAUGUAAACUCUACUAAGAGAAGUAGACAAUCUCAGUCGAAAACAAAGUAUCGACAAUCAGGGCUACCUGCUGCAGCCCCCGCCCUUAAUACACCAAAUGUUCCAGUUAGCAGCACAGUUAACAUGAGCAGCACACAUUCCCAACCUUUGCCUGUACCAGGAUAUACUACAGAUGAAGAAAUGUCUGAAAACAACGUUCGACCGAUGACAUAUGAUGAAAAACGUCAGUUAAGCUUAGAUAUCAAUAAGCUACCUGGAGAAAAAUUGGGUAGAGUCGUUCAAAUAAUUCAACAGCGUGAACCAUCACAUCGUGAUUGUAAUCCGGAUGAAAUAGAGAUAGAUUUCGAAACACUCCAGCACACAACUUUACGUGAGUUAGAGAAAUAUGUGAAAUCUGUUCUACAAAAAGCGAAAUCUGGUAGUCGUAAAUAUGUGAAAAAAGGAUUGACCGGUGUUCCACCGGGAAAAACGCGUGAAGAAUGCAUGAAAGAAAAAACGGAGGAAUUGGAAAAUCGGUUGAGAGAAAUCGGAGGACUUCCACAAGGUGCUCCUGGAUACCAUAAUGCUCAUAAUCCAAAGAAAGCGCAUGGUGCUAAUCGUCUAAGUGCAUCCUCGUCAAGUUCGAGCGAUUCUGAGAGUACUUCGGACUCCAGUGAAUCUGAUUCUUCAGAUUCUAAAUCCUACAGUGAGUCCUGAUGAAUUACUACAUUUGCAACUUAUUCCCCAGUAAAUCAAUACUGCAUUCUUUAUUGUCAUUCAAUAUUCCUUCUUUUUCUAAGCAACUUUUCUACAGUAUGGUUUCAUUUUGUAAUUUCUUUCAAUCCCUAUUUAUUCAACGUAUACCACUCUUUUUUUAAAAUUUCACAUGCAUCUCUUACUACCAGCCACUGUGUGCUAACAUCAAGACAAGAACUUCACUUUGAUGAACUGAUUCCCUAAGGUUUCCAACAAAGCACCAAGAACUCUGUUGUCUGGUUCUGUUGCCUCAGUGGCUUUAUUAUUCUUUGUACAUCAAUUCUUGAUUUCUUCUUAUGAACCACUAUGUCUCCAACACAUGGCGUUGUUUUCACCAGAAAUAUGUACCUAAUUCCUUUUUAAUUGUUUGUGGUCCUGUGUAUAAAAAAGAUCAUUUAAUGCAUUUUUGUACAGUUCUUAGCAUGUAAUUUUCAUUUGAUAAAUUAUCUGCUAUUAAAGUGAAGGUCUUCUUGAUGUUAGCACAUGGGGUGGUAGUUUAAGUUCACUUGAUUAGAUUUUAAGGUCUGCCUUCUCGGUAUUCUUGGUAUAAUUUCAGAGGCAUCUUCGGAUCAUAAACAGGCGUAUGACCAGGUAGUCACAAGUGGACUUCAAAAUUGUUCAAGAUCUGCUACUUCUUUACCGUCAAAUUCAAGCACUGUGACUGCUAAGACACCAGUUAAUCAGCCAUCGGCAAUUUCUACACAUGACACUGUUACAAGUGGUCAUUGUAAUGAUGUUGGUCAUUCGAAGACGUCCGUUGAACAAGUGACUGAACAAAAUGAGUCAUCAGACACAGAGUCUGAACCGAAUUCUCCUCAUCAGUUGCCUCAGCCUGUAUGGUCAAUUUCAGGUUUUUCUAAGAAGCCGUCUUCUGGUGACAGCACACAGAGUAGACCCGGAACUUCAAAUAGUUGUGUUGUUACAUCUGCAUCUGAAGUGCCAUCUUCUACAAUGGAUACUUCAAGGCCUAUGAAUCUAGUACCGGAGCCUAUUGAGACAGAUGAUCUUUCGUUACCGAAUUCACAGUCUGGUAGAAACGAAGAGAAAGAAAAACAAGCAGCCGCUCUUCAGAUAAUGCGCGAAGCUCGUAGGCAGUCACAGUGGAGUUCCCGGGCUGCUGAGGAGAGAGCUACUCGCGAACGUGAGGAGGCUGAGAGACGUCGACUUGAGGCAGAACUCGCUCUAGAAGCUGAAAGAAAAAGGGAGCAAGAGUUGCGACGCAUUGAGGAAGAGAAGCGUCUACUUGUUGAAGCUAGAAAGCGUGAAGAUAUUGCCAAGCGUAAGGCAAUGGUUGGUCCACCAGAACGUAUAAAUGCUCAUGAAUUGUUAACUGAAUUCGAGAAUUCAGUUGACAUAUCCUGUAUUGAUGCAUGCUUUGCAAUGCGUCAUUUUUAAAUCCAACCAAUAUAUAUAUAUAUUUGUUAUGAAAAAUUAUCAACUACAAACAACAAAUAGUUUUAAAAAUUCUUCAUUUUUUUAAUGAAGUUGGAAAUAAUGUGAUGAAAGAAAAAGGAAAGCAGUGCAUACUGAUUAUAAUUGAGUUUCUGUUGCAACUGUACAUAUACAUGUAUACAUACUCGCUGUCUCUGAUAAAACCCUUACAUUUCUGAUAUGAAUUUUGUGUGUGUAAACGUUUUUUCUUUGCCUUCUCGUUGACAACAAUUCAUUCAUUCUUGCAGAUUUUGUACAUUUUUUUCCCGAGGGAAAAAUUACUAGUCAAUAAUUAAAGGAUAUAUAUAUGAGUGAAUAAAUUAAUACAUAGACAUAUAUGUAUUGUUUUGAUACAAAUGUGAUAUACUUGUUUGUAUUUUCACGUGCCGAUAUACAAAAUAUUUAUUCGUCAGUUCAGUUGAGUAAGGAAUAAUAAUGUAUUAUUAUUAUUCUUACUAUAGUCGUCAUCGUCGGUGUUUUUCUUCUUUCUUUCAGCUAAAUUCCAUUGAGUUAGCCAGAUUUAUAUUUUUGUUGUUGUUUGGUCAUCUUUAUUUUUCAAGGUAAAAGAUUACUGUUUAGAGUUUUACGUUAGAUUCUACACAAAAUAAGUCAGAAUGUCAUCAAAAGUCUAAUCUAUCUAGGUCAUUUUAGUCACUUACAAAAACUUUUAAGUCAGUAUCUUUUUGAAUAGUUAAAAUAUAAAACAAUAUAGCAUCACCUUUUCACCGGAAAUCUUUAAGAUUAACUGUUUUCAAUUGUUAGUUAUCGGAUGUUUUAGUUUUAUCCAUCAUAGCCGAUGAAAUAAGUUUAUUUGAAGAAAUAAUUAAGAGGAAAUUAGUUGUGUCUUUUUCAACUCAGCAACCAAUUGAAUUACAUGCAUUUGGAGCAGUGAGCCACUCCCACUGUAGGAGACCUAGUGGUACUGGUUAGCUGCUAAGAUGGUAGAGAGUGGUUCUAACGCCUUGCCAACUAGUUAGACGUCCAGAGCCUAUACCGAUGACCCAAAGGUUUACAACAGGUAGUCAGUAUGUGAAAUGCUGCAAAUCUACUUAGUUAUUCGAAGGAAUUCAUCCAUAGUUGUUUACUCAAUGUGUAUAAAUAUGUGUGUGUUCGUCGAUUAGAUACAUUGUGGUUAAUUUCAGAUUUGAUUUGUUGUGAAGAUUCAAACUCCAUAGUCUUAUGAUUCUAUUAUCAAGGAGAAGCAGAAUUGGAAUAAUCUUUAGCAUAAAUAGCCGAGAACCUAAAGAGUCCUUGGUUAUGCAUGCAAUUUUCGUUAAAGUUAACUCCCUAGCAAAGAGAUAUUGCUAGCAGUAAAUGUGGAAAACGUUGGUAAGGGGUUUUAAUUACUUAGAGUUGUAUUUGAUAAAAUCUGUAGGUGUUAGAACUAUUUGUUGCCUGCAAUAAGCAACUGUUAAUGAUUUUUCAUGAACAGGCUAGGUGUGAAUGAAGUUGGUUAACUAUGAUAUGGUGGAUAUUAUUGACUCAGUCAGAUUGUCAUAUAGACUGUAAGUCUGUCAUAGGCUUUUGGGGGGACUGGUUACUGUUGAUAUAAGUCGUUAUUCCUGAGUAACACUGAUAUGAC
This is a messenger RNA of Trichobilharzia regenti, 5268 nucleotides long. The record is from the annotation of a GenBank genome assembly. NCBI's taxonomy places the organism in Eukaryota, Metazoa, Platyhelminthes, Trematoda, Strigeidida, Schistosomatidae.